AUGGUCGGAGUACGUCAAAAGUGUCGCCAAAAUGUCCAGGAACUACGGUCGAUGUGGGUGGCAGGUCGUGCGCGUCGGAUUCCGAUUGUCCAACGGAACAGAGCAUUGAUUGUUUCUCUGGGUGUGAAUCCACAACGUUGCACCUGUGCCGAUCCACAUGCAGUCUUCUCAACCUGCGGAAGCCUUUGUCCUGAGUAUUGUGGGCAGCCGGGGCUUGCCACGGCAAAUCUUGUGCCAGCUGCGAAACCUGUCUCAGGACGAUUCAGUUUCACCCAGAUUAGCACGAACAACCUUCGAAUUAGCGAACAUGCUGUCUUGAUCCAUCAAUUUGGAGACCUCUCAGAUGGUUGCUCUCGCCUUGGACCGCCUUUCUUAUUUAAAGGUGGUAGAGGAACGCCAUCUUUGGGUGACGUUGUUUCCGACGAUUCAUCGACAGCCUCGUUUACCCGUGUAGUCGACUGGCCUAUAGUUGACGUCAUUGGCCGAUCAAUUGCAAUUUAUAGGUUCUCUACAACCGAUUACUCGCUCCAGACGAAGGAUGAACUACCGCUUGCAUGUGGCACAAUUGGACUAACUGCCUUUUCUCGACGUUCAUAA
Molecule: messenger RNA, 597 nt
Organism: Strongylus vulgaris
Lineage: Eukaryota; Metazoa; Nematoda; Chromadorea; Rhabditida; Strongylidae
Source: the annotation of a GenBank genome assembly